AUGGCGUCAUAUAAUCCGUAUAGAGACGAUAUAGCGUCGGAUAAAGAUGGAAUAGAUUACGAACUGAAUCAGCUGUUCCAACAACACCAAUUAGGAAUGGGCAGCCAUAAUGACACUUUUUUAUCCCGUAUUUUUGGAUUGAAUUCUAUUUACAACCAACUUCAAGAGAAUUACCAAUACUACGAUCCUGAAUUUGACAGUACAUAUCAACAAACUCAACAACUUCAACAACUGAUUUCAAAUGAUUUUCAACAACAGGAACAACCGGAAGAUGAGGAUGAAUCAUUAUUGCCUUCGAAAACUGCCGUUGCUCCUUUAAUAAACACCCAUGAGGAGGGAAGAAAUUCUACUGGACCAGGGCAUAGCAAUAGCUUGCUUGAUUCUGAAUCUGACUCUGACUUGUCAUCAAGCUCAGAAAGUUAUGUUCGCCCGAAGUCGAAUAGAGUCAGAGUAGAACAGCAACAGGAGGAGCAACAACAACAACAACAACAACAACAAAAGGUAGAUAUGGAAGAACAAGGUAAUUCACAUAAGCUCAAGUUUAACUUACCUAACCCUAAAAGAUUAAUAACUGGGAGAUAUAACAGACAAGAUGGCCCAAUACUACCAACACAUACUACUCCUAGUCAAUUCAGGAAGCCGAAGCCAGCAGAGAAUGGCCAGAAGCAAAAUCAACGGAGAGCAACCUUUGUCAUACCGCCGAAAGAAAGGGCACUAUAUCUUUGGGCGAAUAUAACCAACAUGGACGAAUUCUUGAGUGAUGUAUAUUACUAUUAUUGUGGUAAAGGAUUGGCCAAUAUUAUUAUUUCAAGAAUCAUUGACUUGUUAAUCUUGGUAUUUAUACUUUUGUUUACUGUUUUUCUAAAGUGGGGGAUAAAUUAUGAAUAUUUUGCUCAAUGGAGACAGGAACAGGACAAGCAUAUUACCUUGAGUGAUUUAAUUAUACCCAAUUUCUUAUUUAAUAGGGUUCCAAUACUUGCAAAAUUCCUAUUAUUUGGAUUUUUCAUAUAUGUGUUAUUGAGAGUGAUUCAAUUAUAUUUUGAUUAUAACUACAAAUUACGAGAAAUCCGUAAUUUCUACCACUAUUUAAUUAAUAUCGAUGAUGAAGAAUUAAUGACUAUAAAUUGGAAAACUAUCGUCGAAAGGUUAAUGUUAUUGAAGGACUAUAAUACAUUAACAUCGACUAAUGAUCCUCAACGGCAUUACGUCAAUGAUUUAUCCUCAAAAGUUCGUUUGAAUGCUCAUGAUAUUGCUAAUAGGAUCAUGAGAAGAGAAAAUUAUAUGAUUGCCAUGAUGAAUAAGGAUAUCUUGGAUUUAACUCUUUUUGAUAAUAGGUUCUUUUCUAUAACCCAGAAUUCAAUACUUACCAAGACAUUGGAGUGGAAUUUGAAACUUUGCAUUGAUAAUUUCAUUUAUAACCAGAAUGGGCAAAUCAAUUCGUCAAUACUUAAAGACUAUAAUAGAAAUCAAUUAGCCAAGGAAUUAACAUCACGAUUUAAAUUGGCAGCCAUAAUAAACUUGUUAUUAUGUCCUUUCAUUGCUAUAUAUUUUGUUUUGUUAUAUUUCUAUCGCUACUUCAACGAAUUCAAGUCAAACCCGAGCUCAUUAGUUGGAUCUAGACAAUAUACCCCCUUUGCCCAAUGGAAAUUACGAGAAUUUAAUGAAUUACCCCAUUUUUUCAAUAAAAGGUUGUUAUUGUCGAUUGGACCAGCAAAUACAUAUAUUAAUCAAUUUCCUAAGGGAUAUAUUGCCAUUAAUGUUAUGAAGUUGAUUAAUUUUGUAUCGGGUGCAUUAUUGGCCAUAUUGGUUAUCAUGGGUAUUUGGUAUGAAGAUGAAUCACAUUCAUUUUGGGCAUUUGAGUUAACUGAAGGAAGAUCCCUGUUGUUUUAUAUUAGUAUAUUUGGAACAAUAUGGGCUGUGACUGGAAAUACACCAACAUCUGCUAGUGAAAUCCUGCUGAAUAGUGAAUCCUUUGUAUACGACCCCGAGGCAAGUUUAAGAUAUGUUUCCCAGUUUACUCAUUAUUUACCGAGCACAUGGAAUAAGAAAUUACAUACUAUAGAAGUCAAGAAUUCAUUUUGCGAAUUAUAUUCAUUGAAGAUUUUGAUUAUCUUGAAUGAAAUUUUCAGUAUUGUGUUGACUCCAUUUAUAUUAUGGUUCAAGAUUUCAGCAAAUAGUGGAGCUAUAAUUGAUUUCUUUAGAGAGUAUAGUAUUCAUGUGGAUGGGUUGGGUUACGUUUGCUAUUUCGCCAUGUUUAACUUUGAAGAGAAGGAUAAGAAUAUGAUGGUUAACUUGAAUAAGCGUAAACCCAAAAAGCCUAAGAACAAAGGUAAACCUUCGGGUAAUGAGAUUGAGAUGAAUAAAAUAUCCAAGAGUGAUCAUGAAGAAACCUCAGAUGAUACUUCUGACGAUGAUUCUGACUUGAACUACAUGCGCCAACAUUACCAACAAGAUGAUAAGAUGAUUAAAUCGUAUAUGUACUUUUUGGAAAGUUACGGAGGAUCCAAACUGAAUCCAAAAUCGACCCCACAAAUCCAAGCUAAGAGGCAAGUACCGGUUGAACCAUCGCCUAGCUUUUUGUAUGACCAACAAAGUAUAAGCGAUUCACUUUAUAAUAUCAACUAUAAGUUUGAUGAUAGCACGAUAUUACAAGAUGAUAUUUCUAGAAGAAAAGGUGGAGUUUUAGGAAUGUUGAAUCAAUUCUAUAAACAAGAUAUAAGUUAA
Messenger RNA from Spathaspora passalidarum NRRL Y-27907, 2724 nucleotides. It is a transcript of the gene ATG9, whose product is annotated as autophagy protein. The record is from RefSeq and is a predicted model, not a curated record. Bases 1 to 2724 code for a protein of 907 amino acids. Gene Ontology annotation, cellular component: autophagosome; phagophore assembly site. The transcript has a single exon. Gene Ontology annotation, biological process: protein localization to phagophore assembly site; autophagy of mitochondrion. Lineage: Eukaryota; Fungi; Ascomycota; Pichiomycetes; Serinales; Debaryomycetaceae.